AUGGCUUUCGUCAAAGAUCCCUGCGGCAUCGUCUGCGUGCUGGUCACCUACAUGGCCGUACUAUACGCGGACUAUGUGGUAACGCAUUGGAUAAUACUGCAGACAAUGCCCAAUAGCCUUUGGGCUCCUUUCCAUGUGGUGGCGUUUAAUACCAUCGUGUUCCUGCUGGCGAUGGCCCACUUGAAAGCGGUUCUACUCGAUCCGGGUACGGUUCCACUGCCGCAGAUUCGCAUCGACUUUUCCGAUCUGCAUUCGGAGAAAAACUACCAGCACGAGCGGGAAGAGUGGACCAUGUGCACGAGGUGCGAAACGUACAGACCCCCGCGAGCACACCACUGCCGUAUCUGCAAGCGCUGUAUCCGACGCAUGGACCACCACUGUCCGUGGAUCAACAACUGUGUCGGUGAGCGGAAUCAGAAAUAUUUCCUGCAGUUUCUGCUGUACGUAUGUGCGCUCGCCGUGUACUCGGUCUUCCUGAUCGUCAUCUCGUGGGUAUACCCGUGCGAAGAUUGUCACGUAGACGUUUCACAGGCUCAGAGCCGCAUGAUGCACAGCGUUUUGCUGCUGUUAGAGUCAGCUCUCUUUGGGUUAUUCGUGAUAGCGAUAAUGGUCGAUCAAAUGCACGCCAUCCUUUACGACGAAACUGCCGUAGAGGCCGUGCAGCAAAAGGGCCCGUACCGGAUUCAUCGUCCGAAGAUGGCUUUGUUGGCGGAGGUGUGUGGCCGGGGUCAUCCAAUGAUGUGGAUGCUUCCCUGCACGAGUCUCAACCGGAAGCAUCACGAUGUGCCCUUGCUGAGCCACGAUGUGUAA
Messenger RNA from Anopheles nili, 810 nucleotides. It is a transcript of the gene Dnz1, whose product is annotated as palmitoyltransferase ZDHHC3-A. NCBI's taxonomy places the organism in Eukaryota, Metazoa, Arthropoda, Insecta, Diptera, Culicidae. Gene Ontology annotation, cellular component: endoplasmic reticulum; Golgi apparatus. The transcript is spliced from 2 exons. Gene Ontology annotation, molecular function: protein-cysteine S-palmitoyltransferase activity. The coding region runs from base 1 to 810 and encodes 269 amino acids. The record is from RefSeq and is a predicted model, not a curated record. Gene Ontology annotation, biological process: peptidyl-L-cysteine S-palmitoylation; protein targeting to membrane.